This is a messenger RNA of Emiliania huxleyi CCMP1516, 627 nucleotides long. RefSeq lists its product as hypothetical. The transcript has a single exon. Bases 1 to 627 code for a protein of 208 amino acids. The record is from RefSeq and is a predicted model, not a curated record. NCBI's taxonomy places the organism in Eukaryota, Haptophyta, Isochrysidales, Noelaerhabdaceae.
AUGGCGACGCGGGAGGGCGUCUCGGGCGCGCCUACGCUGAAGGCGGCGCCCGUCGGAUGCUCGAAUGCCGUCUGUGGGCUGGUCACGGCUAGUGAGCCCGUCGCCGGCAAGAAGGUGCGGCUGACUGUGGACGUUGGAGAGGAGCAGCCUCUGACGGUGCUAUCGGCCGCGUCGGUCGACACAGGUGCGCGGAUCAUUGUUGCGCUGGUGGGCUCCUCGAUAGGGGAUACCGAGGUGACGAUCCCAACCAUCUGUGACGCUGCGAUGCUCGGGUGGGACGGACGGGGCGCCUCCGGGCCCGCGACCCUGCCAAAGGCGUUCAGCCCAGGAGACGCGGCUCCGUCCGAGAGACCGAAGGCUGGGCGUGCGGCAGCCGCCGAGGUGGACAAGUUGGGCAACGUCGUCGAUGGCGCCGGCGUCGACGCGCUGUUUGUGUCCAAGCCCAAGCUGUCCAAGGCGGAGAAGGAGAUGGCCAAGCUCGAGAAGGCGGCGGCCAAAGGCGACACGAAGGCCGCCACAAAGCUGCAGCAUUUGCGCCUCCGGCAGGAGAUCGAGGCGAGGCGCGCUGCCGGCGAGGAGGUGUACACAGACGAAGAGCUGGAGAAGGCGGGUCUAGAAACUCCCUGA